UUGACAUUGGAGAGCAGGCAGUUUGAACAAAUGGUGGUAUUGAGAACAUGCUCUUGUCUACUUGUUAAGCACAUCAUUGUAAGAGUCAAAUAAUCUUAAAUUUCCUUAGAGAUAAACACAUGUGUCAUGAGCAACGCAACCAGUACCGCCGCUUGUGCAAGACCAAGCACCAAGCCUCAGAUGUCCGAUGUCCAAUUCGAUGCAGUGGUAGAAGUCAUGGAAGAACUCACCCAUUCAGGGGCUCAAGGGGGCAAGGAGAUGCUGCAAGAGGCUGCCGUUAGUGUUGUCCCUAUGAAGGGUUACCCCAAAAACAUUUUUAAAAAUGGAAAAGAUGCAGAGAAAUUUCAGUGUAAUUACUGUAAAAAUGUUCUGAGGAAUCCCCUGCAAAGUGAAUGUGGACACAGAUUCUGCGAGGGUUGCCGAGAUGAAAUGCGGAGCCUUGUCCAGCCUGUGAGAUGCGGAGCGUGUUUAGCGGAAGAUGUCGAUCCAGAGGAAAGCAUUCUGAACCUUGACGCAAUGUUUGCAGAUAAAGCCGCCAUUAGAGAGAUGCGGAAAUUGGAAGCAAAAUGUCCGAAUCCAAACUGCUCAUGGUCAGGGCAGUUCCUGCAAUAUCAGGAGCAUGAGAACAGCUGUGAGAAAAGGCUGGUGCUGUGUUCUCUGUGUGGGAUGCAAGUGUCUCAGGGCCAGCUGGCCAAGCAUCAGAAGGACCAGUGUCCCAAGAGGCAGGUGGAGUGCCCCUUCUGUAAACAGAAAAUGACCUAUGAUGAGCGAGAGAAACAUAACGAUAACUGUCCGAACGCCCCUAUCAAAUGUGAUAAAUGCUUUGCGAUGGUCCCUCGCAGUGAGAUGAGUAAACACUUGGAGAGUGAAUGCUCCCACAGGGAAAUUGAAUGUCCUGACCCUGAUUGUAAAGCGAAGAUGCCCCGCCACCAGUUCCAAACUCACUUCACGAAGCACGAGAGCCUCCCCAAACACAUGCUUUUCCUGUACGAGAAGAUCGCACAGCUCACAUCACAAGUAGACCAGCUGACCAUGGACCCGGCGCUAGCGGCGGGAGUUGUCGGUGGUGCGUCUGCUACAUCUUCUGCUUCUUCAUCUCAGCAAGCCCAUGUGCAUGCUUCGUCUGACCGGAGCCGUGGGGAUGUGGCAGGCGCUGAGGGAGGUCAAGGGCUUGACCGUCAGGGUAGCAGAGGUGGAGCAUAAGAUACAAGAGGUGAAUCUGAAACUGAGUGCACCACCUGCCACAACGGGCAGCAUCAUCAACUGCAAGGACGGUUCGUUCUUCUGGCGGAUCGAAGGGUUCAGCCAGCUGCGCCGAGCAGCAGUCAAUGAGGAGCAGGUGGUGCAAAGCUCGCCCUCCUUCUACACUCACCCACACGCUUACAAGAUGAGGCUUCGCAUAUUCCCCAACGGGGAUGGGGCGGCUAAGGGUAAUGCCGUCUCUGUCUUCAUGCAGCUACAAAAAGGGGAGACUGAUGAGCUGCUGCCCUGGCCCUUCCAAGCCAAGGUGUACCUGAUGGUGGUUGAUCAGAAAGAGUUCAAGAAUCAUAUUGCGGACACGUUUAAUACAAGGCCCAACCUUGCAGCUUUCAAGCGACCGACCGGGGACAACCCGGCCUCUGGCUGUCAAAGCCUCAUCUCCUUGGACCGCCUGGCCAUCAGCCUGCCCACAUACGUGAUCAGCGACACCAUUUUCAUUAAGAUACUAAUUGAAUUUGAUGCUCAGUUAACUCAACGUAUGGGCGACUUUGACCCAAAGAAGGCAUUGUCAUCUUCGCCCAAUCGCCGAUAAGGGCAAGGAAAAGCUAAAGGCAUCGACGAGUUCGUGAAAGCGUCCCUCCCCACCCGCCCCCCAUCAUUUUCUGGCGAAGAAGAGUGCCUGAGGACACUAAUUUGGAGACACACUCUCAAACUCCAUCAGCAUUUUUACCUGCCCUCCCUCUGCUCCCGUAGGGGUGAGUGACGCGCUAGGCAAGUAUCCCCAAAGUGAGGGAAACGUUUAGUGACGCUCUCUUCGCUGUAAUGCUAAUGCUUGGGUUCCACUCACAGAAUGCCUAUAUUACUGAAUACACAAAGGGCUGUAUGACGUCAGGGCUGAAACUGGACAUUGCUGCUGAAAAAGCUUCUGCGCUCUUUCUGAGGAAAGGAAAAAACCCCAAAAGAGGCAGGGGAAUGUCUAAAAAUAGGUUUCCAUGCUGCCCUAUUGUGGGACAAGGCAGCCCUUGAAAAAAUUUUUUUCCCUUUAAUCAGUAAGAGUGCUUUUGUCCUUCUGUCUGUCAGCCUAUCUUUGACCAGACUGAACUUGAGGUUUGGGAUGAUGAUGCGUAUUCUUUUUAUAUAUGUGUUUUAUGGGUCGGAUGGGGGAAGAGAGGUGUGUGUACGUGUGGGAAGAUUUUGUACAUACUAAGUGUGGCCGAAUCGAGCGAGCUUGCUGUAGCUUGUGAAGUGCGACAGCUUUCCAUUGUGUGCACACAGGGUGAUGGGCAGAACACUAUAAUGCAACAUGAAAAGCAUGAGUUGAAGAUAAACUUUUGGGGGUUGGUGGGGGUUUUUUUGUUUGAAUUUUUUUUUCCUUUCUCAAAACAUAAAUGAAAAUAGCAUCAUUUCUUUUUGUUUUGUUUUGUUUUGUUUUGCUUCUUUUCUGGGCAGUUUUAAUUACUAUUUCUCUCAGAUUCUCUUCCCACACUGUCCCCGUGUCAUGUGUCUCUUUGUUUUCUUCUCUGACACUCUUUGUCCUUUUCCGUCUCCCCCUGGCAACACCUUGAUGGAUGACGGGUGCUCAGGUGUGGUCUGCUCCUUCUGUCCUAUCAAACAUCUGUCGUCCUGAUUACUCCUCUUUCUUUGUAUGUUACUGUCUAGUGGAACACCUCUCUACUCUUUGGCGCUUAUAUGACCUAAUUAUGUUCAAGUACAGGGAAACUUAGGAACUUACUCUUACUAACUCUGUCAAAGUAAACCUGGCGAAGGGUAUAAUUCUUUUCCAUUCCAACACUAACCUGUUUUGCUCUAAAGCCUGCCAACUGCCCUGGGUAUCUUUGGACUGGUCCUGAUUUGACGAGCAAGUAUUUGCAUCCUGCACAGUGACAAUAAGAUAGAUAGACUCUUCUUGUCUCCUAACAGCAAAAAAGUUAACUGUUAUUGACUUAAUUUUUCAGAACUUCCUUAAGGCCAUCUGCUGGUGGAGUUUCUAAAAUCUUUAUCCCUUGACUAUGUAUGUACAACGAUUUAUAUUAGUCAGACAUCAAAGAAUAAAUUCUAGUAAAUAUCUAUUAUUUUAAGCGCAUGGUAACCAAGCAAACAUCCGCCAUAUUGGAUGAUUUCAUCAAAUUUCAAAAGCUAUCUUCUCUCUUGGUUUUCGUCCGUUGACUUUCAUUUUUAGCAAGUACAAAUUUCAACACCUAUGUAAUGAACUAAUAACGCCAGAUUUGCAAUAUUGCGAUUUUGAAAAUAAUUAUGGACUCUGGGAAUAUGUACAUGGAUAAAUACUUUAAAAAUCUAAAACUUCCCAACAAAAGCACUGAUUGUAAUUUUAUUCUUUUAUUAUCUUCAAAAAGGGCUCUACUUCAGUAUAAGUCACCUAUCGGUGUACAUUGUGUAAAAUAAUGAAGUUAUUCAGAUGAAAAAUAAAGGAGAAGAUGUAAUUUAAAGUAGGAAAAAUAAAUAUUUUUUAAAAAUUAAGAAAAUAUUAAAAAACAAGACCCAAAAUUGCAAAAUAGUUUUUUAAAACCCAUUUUUUAAUGACUUCUAAUCAAAAUUGAUUGAAGCGGGCGCUCAAAACUUUGAAGGAAAUGGAUGUAGGUUUUAAAAAUGGAA
Molecule: messenger RNA, 3813 nt
Organism: Aplysia californica (California sea hare)
Lineage: Eukaryota; Metazoa; Mollusca; Gastropoda; Aplysiida; Aplysiidae
Product: TNF receptor-associated factor 2
Biological process (GO): regulation of canonical NF-kappaB signal transduction; positive regulation of JNK cascade; protein K63-linked ubiquitination
Cellular component (GO): plasma membrane signaling receptor complex; cytoplasmic side of plasma membrane
Molecular function (GO): ubiquitin protein ligase binding; zinc ion binding; tumor necrosis factor receptor binding
Source: RefSeq, a predicted model, not a curated record